AUGUCAAGAAAAUAUAUCUUGCUAAGCCUUGAGCUGUUGACUCUGCUGUUGGAAACAGAAGUGGCAAUUGGAUAUUUAGAAUUUACAGGGUUUCUGCAGUCCUUCACGUUGGACAACUUUGGCCACUUCAUCACUGUGUUCAGAUCACAGCUCAGUAUUUCUUCAGUCAGUGAUCAAGAUGCCUGCAGGGCAGGACUACAGCCAGUCAGCCAGUGGAAGGCCUAUGGCCUCAAUGGGUAUCCAGGGUUUAUUUUCAUACUAAACCCUUUCCUCCCUGGCUGCCAGCGUCACUGGGUGAAACAGUGUCUCAAGUUAUACCCCCAGAAACCCAAUGUCUGCAACCUGGACCUGCACAUGGCUCCUGAGAAGACAACUGACCUGUGGGGACAGAGCAAAGAGCAGCUAAGAAGGAAAGGUUCCAGUAAAUGGGAGCCCAGAAGCUUAUUGGAGAAGCUGCGCUGGGUUACCCUUGGUUACCAUUAUAACUGGGAUACUAAGAAGUACUCAGCAAAUCACCACACUCCUUUCCCUUCAGACCUUGCAUUCCUGUCAGAACAAGUGGCCAGAGCCUGUGGCUUCCAGGGUUUCCAAGCCCAAGCAGGGAUCUUGAACUACUAUCAUUUUGACUCUUCCCUGGGAAUUCAUGUGGAUGAGUCUGAACUAGACCAUUCUCGGCCCCUUUUAUCAUUCAGUUUUGGGCAAUCCUCAAUAUUUUUGCUUGGGGGCCUGAAGCGGGAGGAGGCCCCAACAGCGAUGUUCAUGCACAGCGGAGAUAUCAUGGUGAUGUCUGGCUUCAGCCGUCUGCUGUACCAUGCUGUCCCCCGGGUCCUCCCCAACCCUGAAGGGACAGCUUUGCCUUCAUGCCUGGACCACGUGCUUUCUUCAGACCUUCCUGCUGGCUCCAUCAUCGAGCACAGCUCUGAUGAGGAUUGGCAGGUCUGUGCCAAGUACUUGCAGUCUUCCCGCAUUAAUAUGACUAUUCGACAGGUGUUAGCUGAGGGUCAGGAAUUUCCAGAGGAGUCUGGGACAAAUAGAGAAGGCCAAGCACCCUCUGAAGACAGUCACCAUCAGGAGAGCAGCAGAGCCAAGAGACAUAAACCCAGUGCAGACAGCUGA
This is a messenger RNA of Chaetura pelagica (chimney swift), 1116 nucleotides long. It is a transcript of the gene ALKBH1, whose product is annotated as alkB, alkylation repair homolog 1 (E. coli). Gene Ontology annotation, molecular function: broad specificity oxidative DNA demethylase activity; oxidative RNA demethylase activity; ferrous iron binding. Gene Ontology annotation, cellular component: nucleus; cytoplasm. Gene Ontology annotation, biological process: oxidative RNA demethylation. NCBI's taxonomy places the organism in Eukaryota, Metazoa, Chordata, Aves, Apodiformes, Apodidae. The transcript has 6 exons. The coding region runs from base 1 to 1116 and encodes 371 amino acids. The record is from RefSeq and is a predicted model, not a curated record.